AUGAUACACGCCUUGGAUGUCGUUCUUGGUGAAGCAGCAAAGUUCCACAAACCCGGGGAGAAUUUUACUGCGCCUGGAUAUGUAACCACUGCUAACACCAAAAGAUUACUUAAGCAACAUCUUAAAAUCACUGGUGGCAAAGUUGUGACCAGAUUUCCGCCCGAGCCGAAUGGCAAGCACGAUGGCGUAACUUAUUUGAGAUACGAUGAUACUAAUCCUGAAAAGGAGGAAGAGAGGUUCUUCACAGCCAUUAAAGAAAUGGUCGAGUGGCUAGGGUUCAAACCGUACAAAAUCACCUACGCAUCUGACUACUUUGUGGAACUCUAUGAAUUGGCCCUCAAGCUAGUUCGACUGGGUCUUGCCUAUGUUUGUCACCAAAAACCUGAGGAGCUUAAGGGGUUUAAUGUUCUCCCAUCUCCAUGGCGUGACAGACCUAUGGAGGAGUCGCUUCGAUUAUUCGAGGAUAUGCGCAAGGGAAAGAUACAAGAAGGAAUAGCUACCUUGCGAAUGAAAUUUAUUAUGGACGAUGGAAAGCAAGAUCCCGUGGCCUAUCGCAUCAAAAUGACUCCCCAUCAUAGAACAGGGAAUAAAUGGUGCAUCUACCCUACUUAUGACUUCACUCAUUGUUUGUGCGACUCAAUUGAAAAUAUCACUCAUUCUCUAUGCACAAAGGAAUUUCAAAAUAGGCGAUCUGCUUAUUAUUGGCUUUGCAAUGUACUUGGUGUCUAUUGUCCAGUCCAAUGGGAGUAUGGCCGUCUAAACUUUAACUAUACUGUUGUCUCAAAGAGGAAGAUUCUUCGUCUUAUUCAAGAAGGAAUUGUCAGCGAUUGGGACGAUCCUCGUCUAUUUACAUUAACUGCACUUCGGCGUCGCGGGUUUCCCCCAGAGGCUAUCAAUGCUUUUUGCGAGAAGAUUGGUGUCACAACUGCCCAGACAACUUUGGAUCCUAGUACACUUGAAUCUUUCGUUCGUGUCAAGCUCAAUGAGCAAGCACCUCGU
Messenger RNA from Protopolystoma xenopodis, 999 nucleotides. Lineage: Eukaryota; Metazoa; Platyhelminthes; Monogenea; Polystomatidea; Polystomatidae. The record is from the annotation of a GenBank genome assembly.